CAAAAAGGGGGACUGAUAUUAUCCCAAAAACGGUGCGUUUAGGAUCCUCGCCGUCGCCGCAAUCAAUGGCGAACAAAGCAACGUCUUCGUCGUCUUCUCAGCCGGAAGCUGCAGAUGAUGAAACACAAGACUGGAUUCUCGGAGCCGGGUCGGGUUGGGUCGAAGCACGAACAUCAUGCGAUCACUUGAAUUCUCUUUCUUCCGAUUUGGUUCAUUUACCAAAUCCCUAUACUCCUUGUUCAAGGUGCGAAAACCCGGUAGAGAACUGGUUAUGCCUUUGUUGUAAAGAGGUUCUAUGCAGCCGUUUCGUGAACAGACAUAUGCUGAUGCAUCAUCAACAGACUGGUCAUUGCCUUGCACUCAGCUAUAGGUAUUUGUUUUCAAUUUUUCAUUACAUUUGCUCAUUUCUUGUUUUACAGCCACUGAUGCUGAGAUGUGUAAGCUCAAACCUGUGGAAGAACAGUGACUUGUCGGUAUGGUGCUUCUGCUGCGAAGCGUAUCUCGAUGCUCAGAUCAUAUUACAGCUGAGACCAGUUCACCAGGCUGCUUACAUUCUUAAAUUUGGCGAGGCUCCUCCCUUACCCCAACUUUGAAACACUCAAAGCUCCUCUUUUUGUCACUCUGUAUUGUGUAAGGGUAGUUUGAGUUGAUGAUUUUUUUUGUCGAAAACAAUAUUAGUCGAAUAUUACUAUCAACACAAAGACUUUUA
Eutrema salsugineum is the source of this 709-nucleotide messenger RNA. Its product is annotated as histone deacetylase 6. Lineage: Eukaryota; Viridiplantae; Streptophyta; Magnoliopsida; Brassicales; Brassicaceae. The record is from RefSeq and is a predicted model, not a curated record. Gene Ontology annotation, molecular function: zinc ion binding. The transcript is spliced from 3 exons. Bases 66 to 593 code for a protein of 175 amino acids.